This is a messenger RNA of Miscanthus lutarioriparius, 834 nucleotides long. The record is from the annotation of a GenBank genome assembly. Lineage: Eukaryota; Viridiplantae; Streptophyta; Magnoliopsida; Poales; Poaceae.
AUGUCUCGAACCAAACCGAAGAUGAACAAAUCGAACUGCACACUCGGAUCACUAACGGCAGGCACCGCGGGAUUUAUUGAGAAAUCAACGAAUGCAGACAUAUAUUGGACGAAGACACUGCCUGGUCUUCUAUUUGGGCGCGAAGUUUGCCUUGAUGUGCUCCACCUCCCCGUCGCCGAUCCGGAAGGCCUUGGCGAGGAUGUCGGUGGGCACGGGCGGCGUGGCGCCGAAGAGCGUCACGGCGAUUUGCUGCGUGCCCUGGAGCUGGCUGUUGAAGGCGGCGACGACGGCGGCGGGGCCGUACCCCCUGUUCUGCUGGAAGUGGACGAGGCCGCGCGGGAAGACGAAGACGUCCCCCAUGGUGACCGUCUUGGUGAAGAGCUUGUUGGCGGUGGUGAUGAAGCCGACCUCGAGCGUGCCCUCGAGGACGAAGAUGAUCUCGGUGGCGCGCGGGGUUCCAGGCUGAACCAGAGGAGUCUUCCUUCCAUUCCUUUGCUGCAAAGUUCGGAGAAGAAAAAUUGGGGGGAACACCGGGACACUUCUCUUGUUUUCCCAGGGUUCCAGGCUGAACUGGAGGAGUCCGAUCUUAUUAUUGCCAUCAAAAGUAAACAAACUGACGGUGCACCGGUCGUUCCAACUGCCACGGGUUUGCUUACGAAGCUGACCAGCGGCCAACGGUACGAAAACGCCACAUACUUUAUCCUAAGACUAAUACUAAUCAAAUGUGGUAGCUUGUUGCUUGCAACAUACCCAAGGAAGCUGCUGCUGCCAUCGUCGUAUAGCAGCAGCAGCAUGUUCAGACUGAGAUUGUUCUUCUGCAAAGAAAUAGGGUGA